AUGACUACAAAAGGCUACUUCGCAGGCAUCCGCCGCAGCUCCACAGAGCCGAUCUCAAAGCCACCCCGACGAAUAUCAGUGGCAUCCGGUGCAAAUGCAAUACCAGAAGCGUCCUCCCCGCGACGCAACAGCCACAACGUGCACUUCCGCGAGAAGGACACAACAACAACCCAAGAGGAUGACACGGUCGUGAUCGCAGUCAUGGGCGUCACGGGCUCCGGGAAGAGUUCCUUGAUAUCUCUUCUCGCGGAUCAGCCGGUGGGCAUUGGGCAUAACCUGCAGUCUCAUACAACCCACAUAGACAUGUUCAGCUUCUCCCACCCCGACACCAACCGCACCGUCAUCCUCCUCGACACCCCCGGCUUCGACGACACCGAGCGCUCCGACACGGACAUCCUCAAGGAGAUCUCGUGCUUCCUGGCCAUGAUCCACGAGAAGCGGUGGCGGCUCGUCGGCAUCGUGUAUCUGCACCGCAUCACGGAUCCCCGACUGGGCGGCUCGGCGAUGAAGAACCUGCACAUGUUCGAGAAGCUGUGCGGCAGCGGCAGCUUUCCGGGCGUCGUAUUGGUGACCAACAUGUGGGGGGAUCUGGAGCCGACAGAAGCUGGCAGGGCGCUCGGGGAGCGGCGACAGGCGCAACUGAAGGGCCAGUUCUGGAAGACGAUAAUCGCGCAGGGGGGCAAUGUGAUGCAGCAUGAUGGGUCGAGGGAGAGUGCGGCGGCGAUUGUGUCGUCGCUGGUGAGGCGCAAUGAGGAGGUGGUGUUGCAUAUCGUGCGGGAGCUGGUCGAGGAGCGGAAGACGCUGGAUGAGACGGAUGCCGGGCAGUAUGUCCAGGCCGAGCUCUUGAAGAUCAAGAAGAAGUAUGAUCGCGAGAUCGCCGAUCUUCAGGAGAGUAUGGAGGAGGCCAUGGAGGCCAGGGACGAGGAAACGGCCCGCGCCAUCAAGAGGGAGAGGGAGGCGGCCAAGGCGAAGGUGGCGCAGAAAGCGCGCGAGUCGAAGGGCCUCCGCAUCUCCAUGCAGCAGCUCGUGCAGGAGAAGAUGGCCGAGUAUGAUGCUCGUGCCACGGAGCCGGAUAACCAGGAAGCGGUCCAGGGCCGUAUCGCGGAGCUGUUCGAGGAGUUCAAGUCUGAAAUGCGCGAGGAGAUGCGCGAAGAGUUGGAGUCGGAGAUGCGGGACAUCAAGGAAAGACUGGCGAGGAUCGAAACCGGCCCGACUGAGAAAGCUGAGCAGCGCGUGGAACAGCGAGAGGAAGAACAGCCAAAGGAAGAGAACAAGGCGGGCGGACUCAUGGGAUGGUUCUCCCGACCUCUCACUGGGUUCAGCCGAGCCUGA
Aspergillus bombycis is the source of this 1332-nucleotide messenger RNA. RefSeq names its product GTPase domain-containing protein. Gene Ontology annotation, molecular function: GTPase activity; GTP binding. The record is from RefSeq and is a predicted model, not a curated record. The transcript is spliced from 3 exons. NCBI's taxonomy places the organism in Eukaryota, Fungi, Ascomycota, Eurotiomycetes, Eurotiales, Aspergillaceae. Bases 1 to 1332 code for a protein of 443 amino acids.